Molecule: messenger RNA, 1566 nt
Organism: Sinocyclocheilus grahami
Lineage: Eukaryota; Metazoa; Chordata; Actinopteri; Cypriniformes; Cyprinidae
Gene: septin4b
Product: septin 4b
Exons: 12
Coding region: 26-1531 (501 amino acids)
Molecular function (GO): GTP binding
Source: RefSeq, a predicted model, not a curated record
AGAGGAGGCUCUCGGCUUCCGCGCGAUGGAAAACUCGACUGUCAGCAGCCGGCUGAGGACUGCGCUCUUCAGUCACGAUGAUGAGCACUUCCCUAAGGAAGACUCGGAGGACUCGGAGCUGGAGCACAUCAUGGGACAUCACCCGCUGGCCCACCACGGGCCCCAUAGGGCUGAUAGUGAGGGCGAGGGUCACAGCAGACCCCACACCCCAGGGAUGCCCUCCUUCCUGAGGCCCGCGGCGGCGCUCAGGGGCCCCGGAGACACAGAGCACGAGUCCAGAUGCGGGGCUCAGCGGGGCCGAGUGGACUUUAGCCUGGCGUCUUCCAUCAGCCCAUCCAGGCCUAAGAGCCCCUGGGGCUGCUAUGACCCCUAUGACUCGACUGAGGACCAUGACAAGGAGUAUGUGGGCUUUGCGACUUUGCCAAACCAGGUUCACCGCAAAUCUGUGAAGAAGGGCUUUGACUUCACUUUAAUGGUAGCAGGAGAGUCAGGUUUGGGAAAGUCCACCCUGGUCAACAGUCUGUUCCUAACAGAUCUCUACAAAGACAGAAAUCUGCUCAAUGCUGAAGAGAGGAUCACUCAGACGGUGGAGAUCACCAAACACACGGUGGACAUCGAGGAGAAGGGCGUCAAGCUGAAGCUCACUAUCGUGGACACACCAGGAUUCGGGGACGCCGUCAAUAACACUGAAUGCUGGAAGUCGGUGGCAGACUACAUCGACCAGCAGUUUGAGCAGUACUUCAGGGACGAGAGCGGACUGAACCGCAAGAACAUCCAGGAUAACCGCGUGCACUGCUGCCUGUACUUCAUCUCGCCCUUCGGUCACGGGUUACGGCCUCUGGAUGUGGAGUUUAUGAAGGCUCUUCAUGAGAAGGUCAACAUUGUUCCUGUACUAGCUAAAGCUGACACGCUCACCCCAGCGGAGGUCAAGAAGAAGAAAAUCAAGAUCCGAGAGGAGAUCGAGCAGUACGGAAUAAAGAUCUACCAGUUUCCAGACUGUGAUUCAGACGAGGAUGAGGACUUCAAACAGCAAGACCAAGAGCUCAAGGACAGCAUUCCCUUCGCUGUGAUCGGCAGUAACACAGUAGUGGAAGCCAAAGGCAAGAGGGUUCGAGGACGUCUGUACCCCUGGGGAAUUGUAGAAGUGGAGAACCCCGCGCACUGUGACUUCGUGAAGCUGAGGAACAUGUUGGUCCGAUCACACAUGCAGGAUCUGAAGGACGUGACCCGGGAAACACACUACGAGAACUACCGAGCGCACUGCAUCCAGAGCAUGACCCGCAUGGUGGUGAAGGAGCGCAACCGCAACAAACUGACCAGGGAGAGCGGCACCGACUUCCCCAUUCCCAUGGUGCCCGGCGCCACCGACACCGAGACAGAGAAGCUGAUCCGUGAGAAAGACGAGGAGGUACGGCAUUCUCCCAGCCGAGAGCCACACGAGCAAACGCAGCAUCACGAGCAGCAUUCGGAGCCAGAGGAUCCUCACUUAGAGCCCCCACCCAGCGCCGACCCUCACUCCAAAGGGUCCUAGCUGCGGCUCAUAUGUAGUCCAUCACUGUAUUUAAG